Plodia interpunctella (Indianmeal moth) is the source of this 738-nucleotide messenger RNA. RefSeq names its product mitochondrial ribosomal protein L21 (gene mRpL21). Gene Ontology annotation, cellular component: ribosome; mitochondrial large ribosomal subunit. NCBI's taxonomy places the organism in Eukaryota, Metazoa, Arthropoda, Insecta, Lepidoptera, Pyralidae. Bases 167 to 700 code for a protein of 177 amino acids. The transcript is spliced from 2 exons. Gene Ontology annotation, molecular function: structural constituent of ribosome; RNA binding. The record is from RefSeq and is a predicted model, not a curated record. Gene Ontology annotation, biological process: translation.
AUGCUGUCAAUGUCAAUAUCAAAGAAUUUGAGGUUAUUUUUAUUUCUACAAUACAAAUCGAACUAUUGGAAGAUUCAAUAGAUUGCAGAUUCGAUAGAUGCACUAAAUAAUGUAAAUUUGGAUAAUAUUUCGAAUAGCCAAUUGUUCGACUACUACGUUUUAUAAAAUGUCUUUAAUUAGAGCUGGAUUACAGAGGCUAUCAAGUGUUUUUAACAAUGGUGCAGGUGGCUUAUUGUCAAGAUUAUCAUCAAACCUUGCACCAUUAGAAAACAAGUCCAUACCUGACACAAAAAACGAUGUCAUAGCUACAUGCAACAAACUAAUCGAGGAGAACAAAUCCCGGAAUUUUGCCAUAGUUCAUUUAUUGGGUAAACAGUGGCGAGUAACUGAUGGUGAUCUGCUUGUAGUAGAGGGGUAUUGGCCACCAAACAUUGGAGACAAAAUAACACUUGACAAAGUUCUUUUGGCUGCAUCUAAAGAUUUCUCUCUUAUUGGUAGACCCUUAGUGCAGCCAGGAUUAGUUACCGUGACUGCUACUAUCAUAUCUAAAGGUCUUUCUCACACUCGCACACACUUUAAGAAGAAGAGAAGGAAGCAGUUUAUGAGGAUUAACUUCCAGAGAGCUCAGCAAACAAUGCUAAGGAUAAAUUCGGUUGAAAUUGCCAACAAAAUUAAUGAAGCUCCCAAAAAUGUAUUUUAAUUACAUUGUUUAGACAAUAAAACUAGUUUGUAAUUGAA